Messenger RNA from Pieris brassicae (large cabbage white), 9154 nucleotides. It is a transcript of the gene FucT6, whose product is annotated as alpha-(1,6)-fucosyltransferase. The transcript is spliced from 13 exons. The record is from RefSeq and is a predicted model, not a curated record. Gene Ontology annotation, biological process: protein N-linked glycosylation. Bases 200 to 1921 code for a protein of 573 amino acids. Gene Ontology annotation, molecular function: protein binding; alpha-(1->6)-fucosyltransferase activity. Lineage: Eukaryota; Metazoa; Arthropoda; Insecta; Lepidoptera; Pieridae.
UGCACGUCUCUAACAUUAAUUUGAAAAUGCUAAAUAGUUGUGAUUUGUGACUUAUCAAUUAUAUUCAAAUGAUAUAAGGAAUAUCAAAUACAUAACUAAAAUAACAAGUAAAUGUCUACAAAACUAUAUGUUACUAGUGUUUGUGCAGUGUAAUUCAUUUUAAUUAUUACUGAUAGUCAAAUAUGUGCCGUCUGCGUUCAUGAUGAAGCCGUUCGGUAGCGGGCCCACCGUCAAUGGAUAUGUUAUGAUGUACAUGUCUAGAUGGAAGCGAUUCGCGGUUGUGCUGCUGCUGAUAUGGAUCGCUGUUACGUAUCUCGUUAUAUCGCCACUGAGAUGCGAAGGAGGCACAGAAGAUGUUUCGGAGUUCCAAAAUAGAUUAAGAACGGUGUCGAUGCAAUUAGAAUCUCUCAAAAUUCAGCACAAUAAACUUAUUUCUCAGGUUAAGAAAUCCGUAGGUCUGAAUCCCAAUCUCAAAGAUAUAGACACGGGUUCGCUUUUCGAUUCCGUGGGAGGACCUUCAGAGGAAUAUGAGAAUCUCAGGAGGAGGGUGUUUUCAAAUACGAAGGAAAUGUGGUAUUUUAUCAACCAUGAGCUGACGAAACUUAAGAAAGGUGAUAUUAAAGCAGAGAAGUUGCCUGAAAUUUUGGACCAAAUUGAACAUAGAAAAAGCUUUAUACUGUCAGACCAACAGAAGCUCCCAGAGUUAGAUGGAUACCAGGAUUGGAGGCAACAGGAAGCUGCCAAUGUCAGUGACCUGGUGCAAAAAAGGCUUAAGUACCUUCAAAAUCCGAGUAAUUGUAGGGACGCUAGAAAAGUUAUAUGCAACUUGAAUAAGGGCUGUGGCUUCGGGUGCCAGCUUCAUCACAUAGUGUACUGCCUGAUUUUCGCGUACGCCACGGAGAGGACCUUGAUCCUCAACUCUAAGGGAUGGCGAUACAACACAAAGGGCUGGGAGUAUGUCUUCUAUCCGAUUUCCGAAAGCUGUCUCACGGCGUAUGAUGAUAAAGUCAUUCAAUGGCCAGCCAACUACGAUCCAAAAGUUGUGUCUCUGCCCUUCAUAGACUCCAUCUCACAGAAGCCCAAAUUUCUACCGCUCGCAAUACCCACAGAUCUGGCACAUCGUAUAGUCCGCUUCAACGGUGACCCAUCUUCGUGGUGGAUCGGUCAAAUGCUCAAGUACGUGCUCAAGCCGAAGCCAGCGAUGCAAAAGGCUAUCAACGAGACGAUCGCUAAGAUGCACUUUAUGCGGCCUAUUGUUGGCGUUCACAUUCGUCGCACGGACAAAGUAGGCACAGAGGCGGCCUUUCACAGUAUUGACGAAUAUAUGGUCCACGUUAGGCAAUAUUAUGACCAGUUGCAAUUAACUCAACACGUCGACGUCAGAAGAGUGUAUUUGGCCAGUGAUGAUGCUAAUGUGUUAGGAGACGCUCGCUCAAAGUACCCGGACUACGAGUUCUUGGGUGACCCGUCUAUAGCCAAAACGGCCGCUACGCACCGUAGAUACACGCCCGUAUCACUCACAGGACUAUUGGUAGAUCUGCACAUGCUGGCCAUGAGUGAUUAUAUUGUUUGCACGUUUAGUAGUCAAGUCGGCCGUGUAGCGUAUGAAAUGAUGCAGACGAACAGAGUGGACGCAUCUGAUAGUUUUUACUCUUUGGACGAUAUUUAUUACUUCGGGGGUCAAAACGCUCACAAUCGCCGCGCUAUUAUGAACCAUACCCCGCGGUCCAAUCAGGAGAUCGCAUUUCAGGCGGGAGAUCUGAUAGGAGUGGCUGGGAACCAUUGGAAUGGUUUCGGCCGAGGGACCAAUAAAAGAACUAACAUGAAUGGCCUAAUCCCGUGGUACAAAACGGCUGACCACUUAGUGCUUUAUCCUUUCCCCGAGUACAAACACGCAAACGAACAUCAGAAUGAGUUAUAGGUGUUUUAUAAGUACAGUCAGCAAGUUAAAUGAUUAAUUUAUUACAAUAUUUAUAUAGUUCAAUGGUUUAAGUGCUUUUUUGUGAAGUCAGAAAAAAAUGACAUUUUUUUAUGAAUAAAUAGAAAUAAAUCCAAAAUGGCGGCGUUAAUUGCUUGAACAAGGUUGGUAUGGCCUAGUUUUCUAUUUUAAUAUUAAUUUUAAUUAUAUACAUGGUUUUGUUGUUUUAUAAUUUUUGUUGCUGACUGUACGUAGCCGAUUAAACCCAUGUUGUUAAUAUUAUUAAUGAAUUUAUUCGAAUAAGCCUAGUAAUUUGUAAAAACAUUUAAGACGGUGUUAUCGGGGUUCCUAUAUUAAAACUACGGAUCUCAAUCAAUCGUUUUUGUAAUAAGCUUAUUUGCUGUCUCUAUCCGGACAGUUCAGGAAAGUUCUGUGUAGUCUUGCGUUGGUCUUUUCUUCCUAUAACUUUAAUUAAGUAUCGUUAUUGGAAGUAAACUUAGGGGUAAAAUUCAGACUCAAGAUUUAGCGAGACUUAAGUAUGACAAAACUGAAUUUUGAUAUACUGGAGUCUGGAGAAUUUUGAUAUGUUAAGAGACUGUGUGGCCUGUUCUGGUUGUAAGGCGGUCUGAUGUCUCUGUCUAUAUUAUACCAACUGAAAGAGAUAGCUGUAUGUUAAGAGACUGUGUGGCCUGUUCUGGUUGUAAGGCGGUCUGAUGUCUCUGUCUAUAUUAUACCAACUGAAAGAGAUAGCUAUAUGUUAAGAGACUGUAUGGCCUGUUCUGGUUGUAAGGCGGUCUGAUGUCUCUGUCUAUAUUAUACCAACUGAAAGAGAUAGCUAUAUGUUAAGAGACUGUAUGGCCUGUUCUGGUUGUAAGGCGGUCUGAUGUCUCUGUCUAUAUUAUACCAACUGAAAGAGAUAGCUAUAUGUUAAGAGACUGUAUGGCCUGUUCUGGUUGUAAGGCGGUCUGAUGUCUCUGUCUAUAUUAUACCAACUGAAAGAGAUAGCUGUAUGUUAAGAGACUGUGUGGCCUGUUCUGGUUGUAAGGCGGUCUGAUGUCUCUGUCUAUAUUAUACCAACUGAAAGAGAUAGCUGUAUGUUAAGAGACUGUGUGGCCUGUUCUGGUUGUAAGGCGGUCUGAUGUCUCUGUCUAUAUUAUACCAACUGAAAGAGAUAGCUGUAUGUUAAGAGACUGUAUGGCCUGUUCUGGUUGUAAGGCGAUCUGAUGUCUCUGUCUAUAUUAUACCAACUGAAAGAGAUAGCUGUAUGUUAAGAGACUGUGUGGCCUGUUCUGGUUGUAAGGCGGUCUGAUGUCUCUGUCUAUAUUAUACCAACUGAAAGAGAUAGCUGUAUGUUAAGAGACUGUGUGGCCUGUUCUGGUUGUAAGGCGGUCUGAUGUCUCUGUCUAUAUUAUACCAACUGAAAGAGAUAGCUAUAUGUUAAGAGACUGUAUGGCCUCUUCUGGUUGUAAGGCGAUCUGAUGUCUCUGUCUAUAUUAUACCAACUGAAAGAGAUAGCUGUAUGUUAAGAGACUGUGUGGCCUGUUCUGGUUGUAAGGCGGUCUGAUGUCUCUGUCUAUAUUAUACCAACUGAAAGAGAUAGCUAUAUGUUAAGAGACUGUAUGGCCUGUUCUGGUUGUAAGGCGAUCUGGUGUCUCUGUCUAUAUUAUACCAACUGAAAGAGAUAGCUAUAUGUUAAGAGACUGUAUGGCCUGUUCUGGUUGUAAGGCGGUCUGAUGUCUCUGUCUAUAUUAUACCAACUGAAAGAGAUAGCUAUAUGUUAAGAGACUGUAUGGCCUGUUCUGGUUGUAAGGCGAUCUGUUGUCUCCGUCUAUAUUAUACCAACUGAAAGAGAUAGCUGUAUGUUAAGAGACUGUAUGGCCUGUUCUGGUUGUAAGGCGAUCUGGUGUCUCUGUCUAUAUUAUACCAACUGAAAGAGAUAGCUAUAUGUUAAGAGACUGUAUGGCCUGUUCUGGUUGUAAGGCGAUCUGGUGUCUCUGUCUAUAUUAUACCAACUGAAAGAGAUAGCUGUAUGUUAAGAGACUGUAUGGCCUGUUCUGGUUGUAAGGCGAUCUGGUGUCUCUGUCUAUAUUAUACCAACUGAAAGAGAUAGCUAUAUGUUAAGAGACUGUAUGGCCUGUUCUGGUUGUAAGGCGAUCUGUUGUCUCCGUCUAUAUUAUACCAACUGAAAGAGAUAGCUAUAUGUUAAGAGACUGUAUGGCCUGUUCUGGUUGUAAGGCGAUCUGUUGUCUCCGUCUAUAUUAUACCAACUGAAAGAGAUAGCUAUAUGUUAAGAGACUGUAUGGCCUGUUCUGGUUGUAAGGCGAUCUGGUGUCUCUGUCUAUAUUAUACCAACUGAAAGAGAUAGCUAUAUGUUAAGAGACUGUAUGGCCUGUUCUGGUUGUAAGGCGAUCUGUUGUCUCCGUCUAUAUUAUACCAACUGAAAGAGAUAGCUAUAUGUUAAGAGACUGUAUGGCCUGUUCUGGUUGUAAGGCGAUCUGUUGUCUCUGUCUAUAUUAUACCAACUGAAAGAGAUAGCUAUAUGUUAAGAGACUGUAUGGCCUGUUCUGGUUGUAAGGCGGUCUGAUGUCUCUGUCUAUAUUAUACCAACUGAAAGAGAUAGCUAUAUGUUAAGAGACUGUAUGGCCUGUUCUGGUUGUAAGGCGAUCUGGUGUCUCUGUCUAUAUUAUACCAACUGAAAGAGAUAGCUAUAUGUUAAGAGACUGUAUGGCCUGUUCUGGUUGUAAGGCGAUCUGGUGUCUCUGUCUAUAUUAUACCAACUGAAAGAGAUAGCUAUAUGUUAAGAGACUGUAUGGCCUGUUCUGGUUGUAAGGCGGUCUGAUGUCUCUGUCUAUAUUAUACCAACUGAAAGAGAUAGCUGUAUGUUAAGAGACUGUGUGGCCUGUUCUGGUUGUAAGGCGGUCUGAUGUCUCUGUCUAUAUUAUACCAACUGAAAGAGAUAGCUGUAUGUUAAGAGACUGUGUGGCCUGUUCUGGUUGUAAGGCGGUCUGAUGUCUCUGUCUAUAUUAUACCAACUGAAAGAGAUAGCUGUAUGUUAAGAGACUGUGUGGCCUGUUCUGGUUGUAAGGCGGUCUGAUGUCUCUGUCUAUAUUAUACCAACUGAAAGAGAUAGCUAUAUGUUAAGAGACUGUAUGGCCUCUUCUGGUUGUAAGGCGAUCUGAUGUCUCUGUCUAUAUUAUACCAACUGAAAGAGAUAGCUGUAUGUUAAGAGACUGUGUGGCCUGUUCUGGUUGUAAGGCGGUCUGAUGUCUCUGUCUAUAUUAUACCAACUGAAAGAGAUAGCUGUAUGUUAAGAGACUGUGUGGCCUGUUCUGGUUGUAAGGCGGUCUGAUGUCUCUGUCUAUAUUAUACCAACUGAAAGAGAUAGCUGUAUGUUAAGAGACUGUGUGGCCUGUUCUGGUUGUAAGGCGGUCUGAUGUCUCUGUCUAUAUUAUACCAACUGAAAGAGAUAGCUAUAUGUUAAGAGACUGUAUGGCCUCUUCUGGUUGUAAGGCGAUCUGAUGUCUCUGUCUAUAUUAUACCAACUGAAAGAGAUAGCUGUAUGUUAAGAGACUGUGUGGCCUGUUCUGGUUGUAAGGCGGUCUGAUGUCUCUGUCUAUAUUAUACCAACUGAAAGAGAUAGCUAUAUGUUAAGAGACUGUGUGGCCUCUUCUGGUUGUAAGGCGAUCUGAUGUCUCUGUCUAUAUUAUACCAACUGAAAGAGAUAGCUGUAUGUUAAGAGACUGUGUGGCCUGUUCUGGUUGUAAGGCGGUCUGAUGUCUCUGUCUAUAUUAUACCAACUGAAAGAGAUAGCUAUAUGUUAAGAGACUGUAUGGCCUCUUCUGGUUGUAAGGCGAUCUGAUGUCUCUGUCUAUAUUAUACCAACUGAAAGAGAUAGCUGUAUGUUAAGAGACUGUGUGGCCUGUUCUGGUUGUAAGGCGGUCUGAUGUCUCUGUCUAUAUUAUACCAACUGAAAGAGAUAGCUGUAUGUUAAGAGACUGUGUGGCCUGUUCUGGUUGUAAGGCGGUCUGAUGUCUCUGUCUAUAUUAUACCAACUGAAAGAGAUAGCUGUAUGUUAAGAGACUGUGUGGCCUGUUCUGGUUGUAAGGCGGUCUGAUGUCUCUGUCUAUAUUAUACCAACUGAAAGAGAUAGCUAUAUGUUAAGAGACUGUAUGGCCUCUUCUGGUUGUAAGGCGAUCUGAUGUCUCUGUCUAUAUUAUACCAACUGAAAGAGAUAGCUGUAUGUUAAGAGACUGUGUGGCCUGUUCUGGUUGUAAGGCGGUCUGAUGUCUCUGUCUAUAUUAUACCAACUGAAAGAGAUAGCUAUAUGUUAAGAGACUGUGUGGCCUCUUCUGGUUGUAAGGCGAUCUGAUGUCUCUGUCUAUAUUAUACCAACUGAAAGAGAUAGCUGUAUGUUAAGAGACUGUGUGGCCUGUUCUGGUUGUAAGGCGGUCUGAUGUCUCUAUCUAAAGUUCACUAACAGAAAGAGACAGUUAUAUUUUAAGGAACUGUUUGGGCUAUUAUAAACAAAUGUUUAAAUAAAUACCUAUUGAUUAGUAAAAAAAUAACAACGCAUGUCCGUAGUUUAAAUAUAGGAAGCCAUUUACGUCAAAAGGUGAUAGUUUUCUCCACUUUUUGAUUCAAUAAAAAAUUUCGAAUCUCAGAUUAAACUCAACAUUCCGUAAAUAGGCCGGCAACACAACACUCAGCUUUAUACAGACUAAAUCUUUGUUAUAUUUGACAUGUCUGGCACAACCAAACAACCAACCGUAAUUAAAAAUACAGAUGAUGACCUAUUUAACAUAUUACUAAUUAAAAAAUAUCUCUAAAUAAAUAAAUAAAAAAUUUAUGAUUAGAAAUAAUUACUGAAUUUUUUAUUGGUCAAAUCAUUACUCCACAGAUUAGUAAAAAAAGUAAUGUCAAACCAAAAACAAUAGAAGUCAUACAUCUGUCAUCAUGCUUCUGAAUAUCAUUCGGUAAACUUGGGUCAUUCCCCCUCAACUUUGACCGUCUCUGAAUCUCAGUCUCAGACUUACCCACAAAAAACAUUGUUUCAUGAGUGUCGCUAGCUGUCAAAAUGUCAGAUGUCAUAACUAAAUCGGUCUAAUUGCACACUUUUUUCCAAUUGUGUCUACGCUGUGGUCGAAAGAGUAUUAUAUUUUAUAUAGAACGCAGCAUUUAGACUAUAAUAUAUUUUAAUGAAUGGUUUUCCGUUCUUCAUUGGCAAGUGUUACAUGGCAGAACGCCUACGACCUCGGAGGGUCAAAUUAUCAAGGGAUUAAAGUCAAAAUUUGGAUUAUAUGUGUUGCCUGUGCCUACCCAAGUGUACCUGUUUUACAAUAGUAAACCUAUUUGAGAAACUACCAUAAUCAUACAUCAUAACCGAUUUGUAUAUUAAUUAAUCACUUUUCAUACUUUAAAGUACUAAAAUAUAUGAAAAAAAGUACUACUGCUCAAAGAUCUGCAUUUUGUGAUGUAUUUUACGUGUAUUGUAUACUGAAAAAGUACACUGCUUGUAAUGUGAUCGGCGUAAAUGAAUUUCGUGUGAUUUGGUAAGAUUUUUACGACCACUUUUAAAAUAAACCUAUCAGUAUUUUAUAUGACAACGGUUAUUUACAACAAACGUCAGGAACCGCACUAUUAAUGAGGUUAUCGUACAGUGCUAGAAUAUCUUGGAAUUUAUUAAAUUCGCUUAAAACAAAUUCUUAAGAGGCCAACGCACUCGCGAGCCCUCUGGCAUUGUGAGUGUCCAUGGGCGGCGGUAUCACUUAACAUCAGGUGAGCGUAUUUUAUUAAAAAAAACUUACGCUUACACUCAUUUUAUCACAAUUAUCCAAACUAACUUUAUCCAUAUUUGUAAUAUACUUAUGAACUGUUGAAAGAGAAGAUUUUAAAUUUACAAUUACAUUUCCCAACUCAAAGGCUAACUUCGUCUUUUAAUCGCCAAGUUUUGAGUCCUGGAAGAAUAGUAUCUAAUGUGAUAUUUAUUUUAAAACGUAGACUGACGAUUUAUCAAGUUAUAUGUCUUGUCUGUGAAAUUUAUAAUGAUUUGUCAAAUCCAUAAUUAGUUUUUCGUAGCUUUGGACCUGUUUCAAUUGUGUUGUUAUUAAUUUAAUAUUAAAUUCGUGUUCAUAGAUCUCAAUAAUCCUAUAACGUGGUCAUAUGGAGAAUUACUGUACAUGCCUAUGCAUCAAUGACAAGUGUGUACGUCAAUUAAAGAUAAAUACCAUGAAAAAACAAAUUUAUGUAUCGCACAAAUAUUUAUUUAUUUACACUCGUUGCCAUAAUGUACAAAAUCAUACAUAUAAAAUCAGGUAACAUAAGUAAUUAGCAACGGGCGUUAAUAAAUGUACAGUUAUAUCCGGAGGUCGUUACAAACGUAAAGAUACAGACACACAUCUAAGUUGUUAGUUAAAAUUUGUAACUGAAUCAUACAUUUAACUGUACACCCUUACAUACCUACUUAGAUAAUAUCUAUAACAAAAGUUCUCCACCCGAAUAAAGCUCUCUGUGAAUUUAAGAAGUUAGUUACAAAUGAUUCAUUAAUAACAGGCGGUACGAAGUCGGUACAUAUUUUGUUUUGACUCUCAAAUAUCACACAUGUUAAAACGAGGUUAAUCAUAUAUUUAAGAAAAAUUAAAAAAGGAUAUAUAGGUGUGAAAAUGACAUGAGAGUUUAGGAAGGCGUCAGUCCUCACAAUUGAGUAGCACGCAAUAUCGCACCACACAACUUUCGAGGGUUUUUUUUUGUAUUACGAAGUCACAAGUACGCAAAGUAUCUACGAAUAUACAAUGUAAAUACAUAAGUAUAAGCAACAUAUAGGAAAAUAACAGCCCAAAAGAAAAUAAUAAUAAUAAUAGCAAAUAAUUAACACUGGUUUCUUAAAAUGUCAACCACACACACUUUACAAUCUGUUAACUGCUAUAAUUAAGAUCGUAGUAAAUGGAAUCCACUGUAAUCUUCUUUUUUAACAUUGUGCCAAAGUUUGACAAUUGACAGCCACUGUAAUCAACCCAACUCUAUGCCAAUUUAUUGUAGUGUAUCUAUGAUCAUCCAUUACAAACAGUGUAUCGCGAUGUUUAGCCAAUAAUAAACAAAUAUAUAAAUUGUGUAACCACAGCCUUAUAGUGUUAAAGGAAUUUUCCUUAAAGCAAUAUUAUUUUAAUAUUCAGUUUUUAUCACAAACAUUGAUGUUAGCAAUUUUACCGUUUUAACCCAAUAAAAUUGUAUUUUAAUACC